This is a messenger RNA of Ostreococcus tauri, 978 nucleotides long. RefSeq names its product Ribulose bisphosphate carboxylase, small chain. The record is from RefSeq and is a predicted model, not a curated record. The transcript has 3 exons. The coding region runs from base 1 to 978 and encodes 325 amino acids. Lineage: Eukaryota; Viridiplantae; Chlorophyta; Mamiellophyceae; Mamiellales; Bathycoccaceae.
AUGUCCGCCGUCGCCCAAGUUCAACAAGUCGCCAAGACCGUCGCCGUCUCCACCGGCAAGGUCGCCAACGCCAAGUCCAUGAUGAUCUGGCGCCCGCACGGCAACAAGAUGUUCGAGACCUUCUCCUUCUUGCCGCCGCUCUCCGACGCCGAAAUCGCCAAGCAAUGCCAAUACUUGCUCAACAACGGCUGGACUCCGUGCAUCGAGUUCGAAGAUGCCGAGCACGCCUACGCUGACGGCCACGGCUGGUCCAACCUCGACUCUUCCAUCAACUCCCUGUACUACGACAACCGCUACUGGGUUAUGUGGAAGCUCCCCAUGUACGGCUGCCAAAACACCGACGAGGUGCUCGCCGAAGUCAACAUGGCCAAGAAGUGCUUCCCGGACUGCUACAUCCGCGUUGUCGGCUUCGACAACAUCAAGCAAGUCCAAUGCGCUGGCUUCUUGGUGUACCGCCCGGCCUCCGCAAAGAUGUCCGCCGUCGCCCAAGUUCAACAAGUCGCCAAGACCGUCGCCGUCUCCACCGGCAAGGUCGCCAACGCCAAGUCCAUGAUGAUCUGGCGCCCGCACGGCAACAAGAUGUUCGAGACCUUCUCCUUCUUGCCGCCGCUCUCCGACGCCGAAAUCGCCAAGCAAUGCCAAUACUUGCUCAACAACGGCUGGACUCCGUGCAUCGAGUUCGAAGAUGCCGAGCACGCCUACGCUGACGGCCACGGCUGGUCCAACCUCGACUCUUCCAUCAACUCCCUGUACUACGACAACCGCUACUGGGUUAUGUGGAAGCUCCCCAUGUACGGCUGCCAAAACACCGACGAGGUGCUCGCCGAAGUCAACAUGGCCAAGAAGUGCUUCCCGGACUGCUACAUCCGCGUUGUCGGCUUCGACAACAUCAAGCAAGUCCAAUGCGCUGGCUUCUUGGUGUACCGCCCGGCCUCCGGUGCGGCGUGCGCCGUUGACAAGCGCCAAAUCCAAGGUUAA